Messenger RNA from Gossypium raimondii (Peruvian cotton), 1256 nucleotides. RefSeq names its product meiotic nuclear division protein 1 homolog. Lineage: Eukaryota; Viridiplantae; Streptophyta; Magnoliopsida; Malvales; Malvaceae. The record is from RefSeq and is a predicted model, not a curated record. Gene Ontology annotation, cellular component: nucleus. Gene Ontology annotation, molecular function: double-stranded DNA binding. The coding region runs from base 168 to 854 and encodes 228 amino acids. Gene Ontology annotation, biological process: reciprocal meiotic recombination. The transcript is spliced from 11 exons.
GAUGCAGAGGAUAUUUUAGUAAAACUGGGCCAAAUUCCCGCCAAAAGAAGCACAUUCAUAUAUGGCGUAUAUUAUUUCAAACACCCUUUCCACUGAGAUUCCCAGAUUCAAUUUUGAAUUUUCAAGUGAGCAGUGCCUUCGUUGAAAAAAAAAAAGGAUCGUCGCCAAUGUCGAAGAAACGAGGUCUUUCAUUGGAAGAAAAGAGGGAGAAAAUUCUUCAGAUAUUUUAUGAAUCUCAAGAUUUCUUCCUCCUUAAGGAGCUUGAAAAAUUGGGUCCUAAGAAAGGGGUAAUCACUCAAUCAGUUAAAGAUGUUGUUCAAAGUUUGGUUGAUGAUGACCUUGUUUCAAAGGAUAAAAUUGGAACAUCUGUAUACUUUUGGAGCCUUCCUAGCUGUGCUGGAAAUCAGUUGAGGAAUGUGCAACGGAAACUCGAAUCAGAUCUUGAGAACAGUAAGAAGAAAUUCGUGGAGCUUGUUGAUAAGUGUAAUGAAUUAAAGAAGGGGCGUGAAGAAUCUGACGAAAGAGAGACGGCCUUGGCUGAAUUAAAGGCCAUAGAAUUGAAACAUAAUGAGCUUAAGGAGGAGAUGGUACAAUAUGCAGACAAUGAUCCAGCUGCAUUUGAAGCAAUGAAGAAAGCAAUUGAGGUUGCUCAUGGAGCAGCAAACAGAUGGACAGACAACAUUUUCACUCUGCGGCAGUGGUGCUCAAACAACUUUCCUGAAGCCAAAGAGCAGCUUGAACACAUGUACAAGGAGGGAGCAAAAUGCAAUCCGGAUCUUGGGGCUUCCAUAGUAUUUUUACCUGGUUUUCUCUGUUUUGGCCACUCACUAUUCAGACAGAAUUGUACUCCUUAAUACAAGAUCGGAAUUACAGACGAUUUCGAUUACGUGGAGUUGUCGCCUGCAGCCAUUCAAAUAUGUGCAGUUGGCGAUGAAGAAGGCAAUCCUUAAGCGAUAUCAUGUAGGUCAUCUUUCUCUGUUUAUGUAGACACAUCUUGUGUGCAAAAUAUUAUCUUUUCCCCAACCUUAGAAAAGCUGCUUUCUUUAUUAAAUGUUCAAAGCUAUAAUAGUAACCAAGGUGAAAACAGGUUCAUCUAAGGCUCCUAGCUGGUCAAAUAUAAUAUAGUAGUGUAUUGUGUUUGUUUAAUUCGAGGUCAAGGCCAAGGUGGACAUAGGUUCAUCUAGAGUCUAGACUCAGUUGCUUUGUAUUUGCUAUCUUGAUUUCACUUUGUUUUAUGGUUUCCUUUUUCCUGUUAA